ACUAAAGUAAAAGCACUUUUGGACAAAGAUAAACUGACACAGCAAAUUCUCUAAACAGUAAAGUUUGUAAUUCUAGAUUUCCUAGCUUUGCAAUAAUACUAACAUAUCAUAUCAUGAUUUUGUGUGUACAUGUACAUGUAUUAAUCUGCUGAAGGCAACUUCUGGCUGCAAAAAAAUUAAUACACACUGUAAUCCAAAAUUAAAAUGUAAUACAUUAUACAUUCCUUGAUCAAAUCUAGAUUUUUAUCCAAAUAAAGUAAUUCUAAUUGUAGGUACUUUGCAUCUCGCUCUUACCAAUUACUAAACUUAGAUAAGUAAUUAGCAGUGGUAUACUGUUUAUCAAGUAUGUACUAGUAGGUCUUUUUCAAUGCUACCUCCUUAAAGCUUGCAUAAGUAAGUCUAAACUAUAAUGUAUGCAAGAAUGUACGUUGUACCUGAAAAUGAUUUUUGUUUGCCACAAAAAUGAUGUACUAUGAUAACAGUAACUAUUCAUCAACUCAGUAAAGAUUUGUAUGGUACUUAUUCAGUUUGUACGAUUCUCAUUAAUUUUCUGAAAUCCUUUUGAAGGAGUGAAGCAUAUAAUAUUCGUUCUAGUCAAGCAGCUCCAAAACAAUUUCAUUCAUAUCAUAUCACAGGCUUCUUGUGUAUUGAAGUCAGCCUGAUUAAUUUGAAUCCAUGGAUAAUUGAAUAACAGCUCAGUUGGUGGCCAGCAAGAACAUCAUGUUAAUAUAAAGCCAAAAGAAUGUUAAAAUUUAAAUUGAAUUGAACUCGAAAUCGACAGCUUCAUGUAGGAAGGAACGAUAUCCCAUACAAAAAUAGUAGUUCACACAGUCAUAUGAUCAAAAGUUCAAAUAUGAGAUAUAUUGAAGGACAAUCUUCAACUGCAACUGCCAGUAUGACAAUGCAAGGAAUUAGACACACCCAAAUAUACAUACACAAAUUAUCUACCGCUGUCACAAUUUGCAUGUAAUAUUCAUAGAGGCGGUGGAUUCAUUCCUUCACAGAGACUUUCUUUGUUCAGUCAAAAAUUAGGGUAAGUCCAAUUCUUUGUGUUGAAAAUUACAGUCAAAGAGCCUUCUUCAUAAUUCCACAUAUACUAACCCUUUGAACUUUGAAGCCAAGAAUAAGACGGUUAAGUUGAUCCUACCGACUUGGGCGGUCAACUUAUUUUUCCUGCCCUGAGGCAUUCUCCCAGGCAUUCCGGAAUCGGUUUCUAAUGUCGGCAACAAACCUACCUUUAUCAAGGUAAAAAGUAUCAUCAAGCUAAACGACAAAAUAGCCUGAAGGCGAAAUAAAAGACCCGUGAAAAAUGUGAUAGCGAUCCCUUAAGCCAGAACUCGAGCAGAAACAUUCCACGACUUACAAUCAAAUUCAGUGAGUAGGAAAUCAAGUAAUGAGCUUUUGAAUGAGAUUUCCAAGGACACAGAUCCUAGCGUCUUUGCGAGAGCUUAUUGAGUUAACAGUCACAGUAUAACUCCUGUCUGGUUGAUACGUAUAAGGUUCUUAUAUAAAAGGGCAAAUCCUUUGUUUUUGGUCAUUCCUGAAGAAAGUUGAAACGAUGAUCAUGAUUGUGCGCUCCGUGUUUUUACUGAACUUUGCCAUUUUUACUUCCUCUCUGUUGUUUGGAAGUGCAGAGGGACAGGAAAAUGCAUGUUCAGGAGUGAGUGGCUAUGUGGUCCAGUCAGCUCUGUCUGGUAACAUCAAGAGCCCGGGUUUUCCUGACAGGUACCCAUCUCCAUCUACCUGCACGUGGAAGAUCACAGUGCCUGCCGGGAAGAAGAUCCGUCUCGUCUUCAGCACGUUUGAGGUUGAGGACCACUUGUCUUGUAGCUAUGACUACCUCCAGGUCCGUGAUGGCGGUCACAGCUCAUCCCGGUCGAUCGGCAAAUUUUGUGGGAAAAAAAACCCUGGGCCACUGAUCACUUCUGGAAACAAGGCCUAUUUACAUUUCAGGUAUGGGAUGAUUUUAGGGUAUAUUGAUAACAGAAGGUCGAAGGUUUGAUUCCCCAAUCGAGUCAUACCAAAGACUGUAACAAUUAUACAUUCUGCUUAACACU
Molecule: messenger RNA, 2057 nt
Organism: Branchiostoma belcheri (Belcher's lancelet)
Lineage: Eukaryota; Metazoa; Chordata; Leptocardii; Amphioxiformes; Branchiostomatidae
Product: tolloid-like protein 1
Exons: 4
Coding region: 1559-2002 (147 amino acids)
Source: RefSeq, a predicted model, not a curated record